Messenger RNA from Candidula unifasciata, 581 nucleotides. Lineage: Eukaryota; Metazoa; Mollusca; Gastropoda; Stylommatophora; Geomitridae. The record is from the annotation of a GenBank genome assembly.
UAUGCACGCAUGUGUCAUCACUGAAUCACUCAGUAUGCACGCAUGUGUCAUCACUGAAUCACUCAGUAUGCUUGCAUGUGUCAUCACUGAAUCACUCAGUAUGCACGCAUGUGUCAUCACUGAAUCACUCAGUAUGCACGCAUGUGUCAUCACUGAAUCACUCAGUAUGCACGCAUGUGUCAUCACUGAAUCACUCAGUAUGCUUGCAUGUGUCAUCACUGAAUCACUCAGUAUGCAUGCAUGUGUCAUCACUGAAUCACUCAGUAUGCAUGCAUGUGUCAUCACUGAAUCACUCAGUAUGCUUGCAUGUGUCAUCACUGAAUCACUCAGUAUGCACGCAUGUGUCAUCACUGAAUCACUCAGUAUGCUUGCAUGUGUCAUCACUGAAUCACUCAGUAUGCUUGCAUGUGUCAUCACUGAAUCACUCAGUAUGCACGCAUGUGUCAUCACUGAAUCACUCAGUAUGCACGCAUGUGUCAUCACUGAAUCACUCAGUAUGCACGCAUGUGUCAUCACCGAAUCACUCAGUAUGCACGCAUGUGUCAUCACUGAAUCAGUAUGCACGCAUGUGUCAUCACUGA